AUGCACGGGGCACGAGGGCGUAAGGCUCAUGAUUUCCCUUGGGCGUCAAACCUGCCGACCUGGACCGGACAUGUAAUCAGGAGGAAUGAAUUAACAUGGGCCAGGCAGUUUAUGGAUUGGUAUCCAAGAGAGCACGUGAGGAAGAGAGGACGCCCCCCGACAUACAUGGACAAGGAGAUGAAGACCUGCGGGGGAGCAGCCUGGAAGAGAGCUGACUUUUCAUUUGGGGAUGCUGCUGAAGAUAUCGCUCGUACAACAGUAACGGUGCGAUUGGAACUGGAGAUGGGGGGAGAGAGAAUUGUGAUGCGGGGGGAAGGUAAGUGGGGCUUUGGUGGUACGGUGGCCUGGCUACUUCAGCAUUCCAUCCCACCACUCCCUAACUGA
Messenger RNA from Nezara viridula (southern green stink bug), 384 nucleotides. NCBI's taxonomy places the organism in Eukaryota, Metazoa, Arthropoda, Insecta, Hemiptera, Pentatomidae. The record is from the annotation of a GenBank genome assembly.